Messenger RNA from Solea solea (common sole), 3657 nucleotides. RefSeq names its product VPS18 core subunit of CORVET and HOPS complexes (gene vps18). The coding region runs from base 322 to 3261 and encodes 979 amino acids. The transcript has 9 exons. Gene Ontology annotation, molecular function: protein-macromolecule adaptor activity. The record is from RefSeq and is a predicted model, not a curated record. Gene Ontology annotation, cellular component: endosome; HOPS complex. Gene Ontology annotation, biological process: endosome to lysosome transport; endosome organization; intracellular protein transport. Lineage: Eukaryota; Metazoa; Chordata; Actinopteri; Pleuronectiformes; Soleidae.
CCGGGUGUCACCUGAUUAUCCAGUCCUGUGUGGUGCAGGCGGAAGCUAAGCUAGCUGUUAUGAUAGCACGAGUUGGUUGAAAUAUCCUAUGUUUUCAUAUUUAUUGUGGAGCGUCAGAAAUAUUGUACACAUCGCACGUCAGCAAAGGCUCACGCAACGACAGGAAAUAAUGCGGCGGUGGGUGAACGGGAGGAAGCUGUGACAUGAUAGCUAGCUUUUUUGUAGCCAUGUCGUCUCUGAAUUGACUCGUCACUGUCCUGUUUAUGUGGAGAUCAUUUAUUUACUGGUACUAAAAUAAGGCGAAUUAAGGUCAUUUCAACUAUGGCUUCCAUUCUCGACGAGUACGAGGACUCGCAAAACAUAAGGCAGCAGCACAGCCGUUUGUCAAGCACCAACAUCGGAAUAGCACACUCAGGCUUUGUGAAUGUGAGGCUUGAAGAAGAGAAGCCGAUAUUCAACAAGCAGAGGAUCGAUUUUACUCCACCAGAGAAAAUAAACCAUCUUGCAGUUUGCAACAAUCAGCUGUGCAUGAGUCUGGGGAAGGACACCCUGCUGAGGAUUGACUUGGCCAAGCCAGAUCAGCCCAAUCAGAUUGAAUUAGGAAGGAAAGAUGACAGUAAAGUGCACAGACUCUUCCUGGACCCCACUGGCUCCCAUGUGCUGAUCAGCAUGAGCUCCUGUGAGUGUCUGUACCUCAACAGGAACACACAGAAGGCACGCAGCUUGUCCCGCUGGAGAGGCCAUCUCAUUGAGAGUGUUGGCUGGAACAAGGUGCUGGGCAAUGAGACCAACACAGGGCCCAUCUUAGUUGGCACCAGUCAAGGCAUCAUUUUUGAGGCUGAGAUCUCCGCAAGUGAGGGCAGCCUGUUCAACACCAAUCCAGACCAAUACUUCAGACAGGUCCACUGUCUGGAGGAGGAUGGGAAACCAGCACCCGUCUGCUGCCUGGAGAUAGAGCGUGGCCUGGAGAGCAAGUACUUUAUCAUCGCCACCACCCGCAAACGCCUGUUCCAGUUUGUGGGUAAGGUGGCCGAGGGGACAGAGCAGCAAGGCUUCAGCACUAUCUUCAACCAGAACCAGGACCUGUUGCCCAGUUUCCAGGAGUUUCCAGCCAACAUGGGCUACAGUGAGAUCACGUUCUACACCUCAAAGCUUCGAACCUCCCCUAAGGCGUUUGCCUGGAUGAUGGGUAAUGGAGUUCUUUACGGUCAGCUGGACUACGUGAGGCCUGAUUCCCUGCUAAGUGAUGUGCAGGUAUGGGAGUACACUCCGGACAUUGAUAUUAGCCUCAACAAGCCCAUCUCCAUUGUGCUGACACAGUUCCACUUCCUGUUGUUGCUUCAUGACCGAGUCAAGGCCAUCUGCACCCUGAAUGGGCAGGUGGUUUAUGAGGAUGUGUUCCCAGAUAAAUUUGGCUCCCUUAAGAAGAUGAUCAAGGACCCAGUCGGGGGGUUGGUAUGGAUCUACACUGAGCAGGCAGUCUUCCGAUAUCAAAUCCAACGUGAGGCCAGGGAUGUGUGGCAGAUGUACAUGAGCAUGAAUAAAUUUGAUCUGGCAAAGGAGUACUGCCGUGACCGGCCUGAGUGCAUGGAUAUGGUCCUGGCUAAGGAGGCUGAGCACUGCUUCCAGAAUAAACGAUACCUGGAGAGUGCCAAGUGCUAUGCGCUGACACAGAACUAUUUUGAAGAGAUAGCACUCAAGUUCAUCGAAGCCAAACAGGACGAAGCCUUAAAAGAAUUCUUACUGAAGAAGCUAAAUAAUUUGAAAAUGAGUGAGAGAACACAGAUCACCCUGCUGGUCACCUGGCUAACCGAGCUCUACCUGAACCGUCUUGGCCAGCUGGAGAGUGAUGGUAACACCAUCAUCUUCCAGGAGACCCGUGAAGAGUUCCGCAACUUCCUCAGUAGCUCGAAGCACAAGGAGUGCCUUUUCAACAAUCGCAGCACCAUCUAUGACCUGCUGGCCAGCCACGGCAAUGUGGAUGACAUGGUGUACUUCUCCGUUGUCAUGCAGGACUACGAAAGAGUGAUAUCCCACUACUGCCAACACGAUGACUUCAGCGCUGCUCUUGGGGUGCUCUCCAAGCACUGUGAUGAGAAGCUUUUUUACAAGUUUUCCCCCGUCCUCAUGCAACAUAUUCCCAAAAACGUGGUGGAUGCAUGGAUUCAGAUGGGCAAGAAGCUGGAUCCAAAGAAGCUCAUUCCAGCUCUGAUGAACUACAGUCAGAUGGGCAGCACCCAGCAGAUCAGUGAAACCAUCCGCUACAUGGAGUUCUGUGUGUAUGAGCUUAAUGUGACAGAGGAGGCGAUCCAUAACUACCUGCUGUCACUUUAUGCCAAAUAUAAGCCUGCCUCUCUGCUGUUGUAUCUGGAGCAGGCAGGCACACACGCCUCAGAGAUACACUAUGACCUGAAGUAUGCUCUCAGGCUGUGUGCUGAACAUGGCUACCUCAAGGAAUGUGUCCUGGUCUAUAGGAUAAUGGAGCUGUAUGAGGAGGCAGUAGAUCUUGCUUUAAAAGUAGAUGUGGACUUGGCCAAGUCAUGUGCUGACCUGCCCGAGGAUGAUGAGGAACUGAGGAAGAAGCUUUGGCUAAAGAUUGCCCGGCAUGUUGUGCAAGAAGAGAAAGAUGUAAAGAAAGCCAUGAACUGCCUGUCCAGCUGCAAUCUACUCAAGAUUGAAGACAUACUGCCCUUCUUCCCAGACUUUGUCACCAUUGACCACUUCAAGGAGGCCAUCUGCAGCUCCCUGGAGGAGUAUAACCAGCACAUUGAUGAGCUGAAGCAGGAAAUGGAGGAAGCUACAGAAAGUGCCAAACGAAUAAGAGAAGACAUCCAAGAAAUGAGGAACAAAUAUGGUGUAGUGGAUUCCCAAGAAAAGUGUGCUGCCUGUGACUUCCCAUUGCUCAACAGACCCUUCUAUUUAUUCCUUUGUGGACACAUGUUCCACAAUGACUGCCUGUUUCAGGAAGUCACCCCUCACCUGUCUGCCUACAAGCAGAGUCGCCUGGAGGAGCUACAGAAAAAGCUUGCCGCAACCACACAAUCCUCCAAGUCACGCCACCGUCCAGUCCCCAAGGAUGAGGGUGAUACUUCCAGUCUGGGAAAGGGCAAUGCUGGCACAAGCCGGGAGCAGAUAAAAUCAGACAUUGAUGACAUCAUUGCAACUGAGUGCGUGUACUGCGGCGAACUAAUGAUCAAAUCUAUUGACAAGCCAUUCAUUGAUCCACAUAAAUUUGAGGAGGAGAAAUCCAGCUGGCUAUGAAUUGGGGAUUCAUCUUCUCCCAGUAGGAUGUACACCUAUGUCAACCCACUAUCUGUGUGUCGGUGAAACUGCAUCAUCCAUAGGACAGGCCUAUGAUGAAUGUGCUUGCUGUUGAAAACUGUGUGUGCUUCAUUUGCUCUUUACAGAAUACAUCUUUUUUGUUGGUAGUAUUUGAAGCAGACUUUGAGACCGUAGCACUUUAUAUGGGAGCAUUGACAUUGAGUGAUGAUCCGAAAUAAUGUGGUGAGGUAUAACAGUGCCAGAGAUGUACAGUACAUAGACGUGCCUGAACCUAUGAAUAUGAUGGUUGAAAAUGAUUCAAAUGUAACUGCACUAUACGUUUACUAACUGCAUUAGCUUAUGCACUUGUUUGGUCGAUUAAAGCAUAACAUCCAU